Messenger RNA from Chaetura pelagica (chimney swift), 3289 nucleotides. RefSeq names its product TAO kinase 1 (gene TAOK1). The record is from RefSeq and is a predicted model, not a curated record. The coding region runs from base 97 to 3102 and encodes 1001 amino acids. Gene Ontology annotation, biological process: execution phase of apoptosis; protein phosphorylation. The transcript is spliced from 19 exons. NCBI's taxonomy places the organism in Eukaryota, Metazoa, Chordata, Aves, Apodiformes, Apodidae. Gene Ontology annotation, molecular function: ATP binding; protein kinase activity.
GUAAUCCAUGCUGAAGAGGCUCCAUUCAUACAGAUGAACCAAGGGUUGAGGCAGCACUUUAAACCCAGAUAGUCGGUCGGCUCACUGCCCAGCAGGAUGCCAUCAACCAGCCGAGCGGGCAGCCUGAAGGACCCCGAAAUUGCAGAGCUCUUCUUCAAAGAAGAUCCAGAAAAGCUCUUCACAGAUCUCCGAGAGAUUGGCCAUGGAAGCUUCGGAGCAGUUUAUUUUGCACGUGAUGUGCGCACCAAUGAAGUGGUGGCCAUCAAGAAAAUGUCAUAUAGUGGGAAGCAGUCCAAUGAGAAAUGGCAGGAUAUUAUAAAGGAAGUCAAGUUCCUCCAAAGAAUAAAACACCCAAACAGUAUAGAAUACAAAGGCUGCUAUUUGCGGGAGCACACAGCGUGGCUUGUUAUGGAAUAUUGUUUAGGAUCAGCAUCAGACUUACUAGAAGUUCAUAAAAAGCCAUUGCAAGAAGUGGAAAUAGCAGCAAUUACCCAUGGUGCUCUCCAGGGAUUAGCAUACUUGCAUUCUCACAAUAUGAUCCAUAGAGAUAUCAAGGCAGGAAACAUCCUGCUGACGGAGCCAGGACAGGUGAAACUUGCUGACUUUGGGUCUGCUUCCAUAGCAUCUCCUGCCAACUCAUUUGUGGGGACGCCAUAUUGGAUGGCCCCAGAAGUGAUUUUAGCCAUGGAUGAAGGGCAGUAUGAUGGCAAAGUAGAUGUUUGGUCUCUUGGAAUUACCUGUAUCGAGUUAGCGGAAAGGAAGCCUCCUUUGUUUAAUAUGAACGCAAUGAGUGCCUUAUAUCACAUAGCGCAGAAUGAAUCCCCCACACUACAGUCUAAUGAAUGGUCUGAUUAUUUUCGAAACUUCGUAGAUUCUUGCCUCCAGAAAAUUCCUCAAGACAGGCCUACAUCAGAGGAGCUUCUGAAGCACAUGUUUGUUCUUCGGGAGCGGCCCGAAACAGUGUUAAUAGACUUGAUUCAGAGAACAAAGGAUGCAGUGAGAGAACUGGACAACCUGCAGUAUCGUAAAAUGAAGAAGCUCCUCUUCCAGGAGGCACAUAAUGGCCCUGCAGUCGAAACACAAGAGGAGGAGGAGGAGCAAGAUCAUGGUGUCGGCAGGACAGGAACAGUGAAUAGUGUUGGAAGUAAUCAGUCCAUUCCUAGUAUGUCUAUCAGUGCCAGUAGCCAAAGCAGUAGUGUUAACAGUCUUCCAGAUGCCUCAGAUGAUAAGAGUGAGCUGGAUAUGAUGGAGGGGGACCACACCGUGAUGUCAAACAGCUCUGUCAUUCAUUUAAAGCCGGAGGAAGAAAACUACAGAGAGGAGUCAGAUCCUCGAACAAGGGCAUCAGAGCCCCAGUCUCCUCCCCAAGUAUCGCGCCACAAGUCUCAUUAUCGCAACCGAGAGCACUUUGCUACCAUACGCACAGCAUCGCUGGUGACAAGGCAAAUGCAGGAACAUGAACAGGACUCUGAGCUCCGAGAGCAGAUGUCAGGCUAUAAACGCAUGAGAAGGCAACACCAGAAGCAGCUGAUGGCCUUGGAGAACAAGCUGAAGGCAGAGAUGGACGAGCAUCGCCUCAGGUUGGACAAAGAUCUUGAAACACAGCGUAACAAUUUUGCAGCAGAAAUGGAAAAGCUAAUUAAAAAGCACCAAGCAGCCAUGGAAAAAGAGGCUAAAGUGAUGGCCAAUGAAGAAAAGAAGUUUCAACAGCAUAUUCAGGCCCAACAGAAAAAAGAAUUGAACAGUUUCCUGGAGUCCCAGAAGAGAGAAUAUAAACUCCGUAAAGAGCAGCUGAAAGAGGAGCUGAAUGAAAACCAGAGCACUCCAAAGAAGGAGAAGCAGGAGUGGCUCUCCAAGCAGAAGGAGAACAUCCAGCAUUUCCAAGCAGAGGAAGAAGCCAACUUACUGAGGCGUCAGAGGCAGUACUUGGAGCUGGAGUGUCGCCGCUUUAAGAGGCGGAUGCUCCUUGGCCGCCACAAUCUGGAGCAGGACCUGGUUCGAGAGGAGUUAAACAAGAGGCAGACCCAGAAGGACCUGGAGCAUGCCAUGCUGCUGCGCCAGCACGAGUCCAUGCAGGAGCUGGAGUUCCGCCAUCUCAGCACCAUCCAGAAGAUGCGCUGUGAGCUGAUCCGGCUCCAGCACCAGACCGAGCUCACCAACCAGCUGGAGUACAACAAGCGCCGGGAGCGGGAGCUGAGGCGGAAGCACGUCAUGGAGGUCCGGCAGCAGCCCAAAAGCCUGAAGUCUAAAGAACUACAGAUAAAGAAGCAGUUUCAGGAUACAUGCAAGAUCCAAACCAGACAGUACAAAGCACUGAGAAACCAUCUGCUGGAGACCACGCCAAAGAGUGAACAUAAAGCUGUCCUCAAACGGCUCAAGGAGGAGCAGACCCGGAAGCUGGCUAUCCUGGCUGAGCAGUAUGAUCACAGCAUUAAUGAAAUGCUCUCUACACAAGCUCUGCGUUUGGAUGAAGCGCAGGAAGCAGAGUGCCAGGUUUUGAAGAUGCAGCUGCAGCAAGAAUUGGAGCUGCUGAAUGCAUAUCAGAGUAAAAUCAAGAUGCAGGCAGAGGCCCAGCAUGAUCGGGAGCUGCGUGAUCUUGAACAGAGGGUGUCCCUCCGUCGGGCCCUCCUUGAGCAGAAGAUUGAGGAGGAGAUGCUGGCACUGCAGAACGAGCGCACCGAGCGGAUACGAAGCCUCCUGGAGCGUCAAGCUCGCGAGAUCGAAGCCUUUGACUCAGAGAGCAUGAGGCUGGGUUUUAGUAACAUGGUUCUUUCUAAUCUCUCCCCCGAGGCGUUCAGCCACAGCUACCCGGGAGCUUCUGGCUGGUCCCACAAUCCUACUGGGGGUGCAGGACCUCACUGGGGUCAUCCCAUGGGUGGCCCACCGCAAGCUUGGGGCCAUCCAAUGCAAGGUGGACCCCAGCCAUGGGGUCACCCCUCGGGGCCCAUGCAGGGGGUACCUCGAAGUAGUGCUAUAGGGGUCCGCAACAGCCCCCAGGCUCUGAGGCGGACAGCUUCUGGGGGACGGACGGAACAGGGCAUGAGCAGGAGCACAAGUGUUACUUCACAAAUAUCCAAUGGUUCACACAUGUCUUAUACAUAACUUAAACAAUAACUGAGGGUGGCAAUUCCACUGGAGCUGUCUGCCAGAAACUGCCUACAGACACCAGCCCAGCAGCCUCCUCAGUGUGGUGCUGACGUGUGGAAGCUGGGUGCACAUGGAAUAUUGUAUUCAUUUUGUAAAGCAUUACGUUUUGUGUUUACUAACUGGGAUGUCAUAGUAUUUGGCU